CAAAAAAAAAAAAAAUGUUGUGUGAAGACAAAAGAGAUGGGAGACAUCAGAGGUUUAAUAAGGGGCUUACUUUAGAAAGAGUCCAAGCUUAGUCAAAAUUAAUCAAAUUUAUCUUAUGGAUUAAUAACCUUAUCUCCGUGACCAAACAGUAAAAAUUCUAUCCCGCUUUUUUAUAUUUCCUUUCCUCUUUUUGUCUGCGACUGCAGCCAAAGCGAAGCGAGUUACUAAACUCAGUGUCUCAGGCCACAGUGUUACCGGCUGCGAUUUUGAAACCAUGGAAUCGUUCCCGAGUCUAACCGUGAGUCAGCGCGAUCAAUUAUCGGUUGAGCAACAAGUCUUCAACAUAUACAAAUCCUUCUACAACAUGCCUCCCAGCUCCCAAUCCUUCAUGUUGGAGCUUCAACGGGAAAAUCACGUGGAGUUCUUAACGAAAGGAUUGAAACAGCUCGGUCCUUCUUUCUGCGUAUUAGAUGCUAAUCGGCCUUGGAUUUGUUAUUGGAUUCUUCAUUCAAUUGCUCUAAUGGACGAGUUUUUAGAUCCUGAAUUGGAAGAUAAUACUAUUGAUUUUCUUAGUCGUUGUCAGGAUCCUAAUGGUGGGUAUGGUGGUGGACCUGGACAGAUGCCUCAUCUUGCAACAACAUAUGCUGCAGUCAAUUCACUUGUUACUUUGGGUGGUGACCAAGCUUUGUCAUCAAUUAAUAGAGAAAAACUGUACACGUUUUUGCGGCAAAUGAAAGACCCUAGCGGGGGUUUCAGAAUGCAUGAUGGUGGAGAAAUUGAUGUUCGGGCAUGUUAUACUGCCAUCUCUGUUGCAAGUCUCCUGAAUAUUUUGGAUGAUAAUCUUGUUCAAAAUGUUGGAAAUUACAUCUUAAGUUGUCAGACUUACGAAGGUGGCAUUGCUGGGGAACCUGGUUCUGAAGCUCAUGGGGGGUACACCUUCUGUGGGUUGGCUGCAAUGAUUCUGAUCAAUGAGGUUGAUCGUCUGGACUUAUCUAGCUUAAUUGAUUGGGUAGUUUUCCGACAAGGAGUGGAGGGUGGAUUUCAGGGGAGAACUAAUAAACUCGUCGAUGGUUGUUACUCCUUCUGGCAGGGAGGUGUAUUUGCAUUAUUGAAAAGAUUACAUGCAACAAAAGGGGAACAACCUGUGCUAUUGGGUGAUGAAGAAGAUAAUGGUGCACAAAGUCCGCAAACUGAUGGAGAAGUUAGUGGUGCAGAAAGUCUGCAAACUGUUGCUGCAUUGGAUGUAGCAGGAGGAGAAGGUUUAAAUGAGAAAUUAUCACAGGGUGGCAGCCAUUCUGCUUCAGUAGUCUGUGAUCAACAUGAUACUUCCUGUCGAGUUAAUGUUGACAAUAUUGAUAAUAGUUCUAGCAUGAGGCAAGCAAAAAUGAAACCUCUUUUCAACAGCUUGGCCUUGCAGCAAUAUAUUCUUUUAUGCUCACAGGAGCUUGAUGGUGGACUCAGAGACAAACCGGGCAAGUCUAGAGACCAUUAUCACACGUGUUACUGUCUAAGCGGCCUUUCAGUUUGUCAACAUAGCUGGUCGGAAGAUGAGGAUUCUCCACCCUUGCCCAGUGCCGUAUUAGGCCCUUACUCCAAUCUUCUGGAACCCAUCCAUCCCCUCUAUAACGUUGUAUUAGAUAGGUACCAGGAAGCACACGAGUUCUUUACAAGGUCCUAAUCACAUCUUCCCCCCUUCUGAAGAAUUGUGGCUUUGGAAUGUUCCUAACCGAUGAUAACUUAUGAAGGCGAGAUAUAUGCUGGUUUUGAUGCUGUAUAUUACUGAUAUAAGUUUGUAUGAACGUAAAGCUUGGUUGUCGGCUUUAAGUAAAAGAUAGCUGGGCUGUUACUCAUUUCAUUCACUUUGUAACAUCCAAAAUUCAAAGUUUGUUAUCAAUAUUUUAGUUUGGAGACCUGGAAGCUGGAAGAACUGAGUUUCAUUCGGAGUCAACACGAAUUCUUUUGUCAGCCUGCAAACUAACGGAUGGAUGGUUCAAGUGAUAAAAAAGAAUAUAUUACUUUCUUUGUUAUUUGGAUUCAAAUUCAUUGAAAAUUUGAGAGAGGG
Durio zibethinus is the source of this 2062-nucleotide messenger RNA. Its product is annotated as protein farnesyltransferase subunit beta-like. Gene Ontology annotation, biological process: protein farnesylation. NCBI's taxonomy places the organism in Eukaryota, Viridiplantae, Streptophyta, Magnoliopsida, Malvales, Malvaceae. Gene Ontology annotation, molecular function: protein farnesyltransferase activity. Gene Ontology annotation, cellular component: protein farnesyltransferase complex. The record is from RefSeq and is a predicted model, not a curated record.